Nezara viridula (southern green stink bug) is the source of this 579-nucleotide messenger RNA. Lineage: Eukaryota; Metazoa; Arthropoda; Insecta; Hemiptera; Pentatomidae. The record is from the annotation of a GenBank genome assembly.
AUGGUAAAUUUGAUGGAGGUCCUUGCUGUGGAUGUACGGCUCUUUUACGAUGAUUUUAACGUGGAGGAAAAAAUAAUGCUCCUUACAUGUCCUGUUGAGGUGCCACAGGUGAAGGUGAUGCUGAAGGUGGGGGAGCAGGAGCCGGACUCGCCGCUGACGGUGGACGCGCGGAGGAGGCAGGUGACCCUGACCGACCCCGCGGCCGCCUCCACCACCGCUCCCGAGGACCGCAGGCUGGCCGUCGCCGCGCCCAAGAUGUUCGCCUUCGACGCCAUCUUCACCCAGCAAGAUCCCAGGGGCUCUGCGGUACCUAAUGCAGAAUUACUGUCUCCAGCAGGCACCUCGCUGCUGAACAUGGUCCUUCCUUCCCUCGGAGCUAAUCCUCUACUCAGAGGAUCGUCCAUGAUGGACGAUGAGGCGCCGAAACGAGAAGAACAGCUUCUAGGAGGGGAGGUUUGCGCCACGGCCCUCACGGAUAUAAUCCACGCGGUUCUCAACGGAGCUGACGGCUGCCUCUUCACCUUCGGCCACUCCAGGCUAGCUUGCAAGGGAAAGCUCAGGCCAUAUGGAGUAUCAUGA